This is a messenger RNA of Candidozyma haemuli, 708 nucleotides long. RefSeq lists its product as uncharacterized. The coding region runs from base 1 to 708 and encodes 235 amino acids. NCBI's taxonomy places the organism in Eukaryota, Fungi, Ascomycota, Pichiomycetes, Serinales, Metschnikowiaceae. The record is from RefSeq and is a predicted model, not a curated record. The transcript has a single exon.
AUGGCCGAUUUUGACUCCCUCCUGUUGCUUUCGCCCUGCCUGUCGACUUCCACCAUCGUCCCAGGCAAAUGUUUCCCAGCCGCAAGACCCUCUGCCCAGCCUCCUUUAUCCGAGAUCAAAGUGAUGCUCCCGAACUUGACCGAGACGAAAACCGUGGAAAUCGCUGAUUUGGAGAGGUUUGUGGAACGGUAUAUCGGCGCCGGCGUUGCCGUGACCACCCUCCAUCUUUUGGUGUACUUGUAUGCCCAGAACUGGACCCAGCAUAUGACUUUUGUCAGUGACAUUAAGCUUCUUCAUAUGGGCAAGCAGUAUCGGCUCACGAGGCUUAUGGAUCUUCAUUCAGAACACCCCUCUUUGGUUUCCGUGGCGUCGAGGUUCCCCAGUUUCCAGUUGUUUGUGACGCCUGAUCAGGUACUGCCGGCAGUGACACUCCCGGUUCAGGAGCUCAUGGCUCGGUCUAUGGCUCCCAAAGUGCCUGAAGAGGAAAUCCCAGUGACGUAUGCUGACGCUGUGAUUCGUAUGAUAAGAAGGGCUUCGCAUCGCAAGUCGUCUGUCACGUCUACUACGUCUUCUGGAACGGCUGCAUCUGAAUCUGGGCAAGUCAGCCGUACGAGUCUGACGGGCUCCAGCGUCAACCCAAGAAAAAGAAGCAAGAUUAAGCACUCGUGGCGUAAAAUGGUUAGCUGUGUUACCGUCAGCGCCCGGUAA